This is a messenger RNA of Vespa velutina, 590 nucleotides long. RefSeq names its product activated RNA polymerase II transcriptional coactivator p15 (gene Ssb-c31a). Bases 178 to 537 code for a protein of 119 amino acids. The record is from RefSeq and is a predicted model, not a curated record. The transcript has 4 exons. NCBI's taxonomy places the organism in Eukaryota, Metazoa, Arthropoda, Insecta, Hymenoptera, Vespidae. Gene Ontology annotation, biological process: positive regulation of transcription initiation by RNA polymerase II. Gene Ontology annotation, molecular function: DNA binding; transcription coactivator activity.
UUUUUUAUUAUUUGAUGUGUAUGGACGCGCGCGUGUGUUUCGUAUAAACGAUCUACUGACGAAUGGAACGUAUUGGACGGUUAGAUGUGAAUGUCCAAGUUCGAUUUCAGUAACUGUAACGGUUGUUUCAAGAAAAGACUGAAAAUUUUAUUUAGAAUAUAAACUUAAUUAUAUAAAAUGCCAAAAUCAAAGGAAUAUGUGUCAAGUGAUAGCGAAAGUGAUAGCGAGCAGGAAGAGCAAGUCAAAAAGAAACAGAAAAUAGAAAAAGAAGAAAAAGCUGUCGCUAGUAAAAAGCCAAAAAAAGAAGUAAAAGAAUCAAAAGAUGAAGAUGAAACUGUGUGGGAUUUAGGUAACAAUCGUCAAGUAAAUGUUAGAGAUUUUAAAGGAAAGCUCUUUGUGGAUAUAAGAGAAAUGUAUUAUGAUAAAGCAGGAGAUUUAAAACCAGGCAAGAAAGGUAUAUGUUUAAAUAUGACACAAUGGCGUAAGUUCAUGUCAAUCGUGGAAGAAGUUGAUAGAGUUGCAAAAUCAAAAUGUUGAUAAAUUAUUUUGUCUUUGUUGAUUAAAGUCAUCUUACCUGAUUAUAAGAUGUA